Messenger RNA from Penicillium cinerascens, 2271 nucleotides. Its product is annotated as phosphatidylinositol-3-phosphatase YMR1. The transcript is spliced from 3 exons. The record is from RefSeq and is a predicted model, not a curated record. The coding region runs from base 1 to 2271 and encodes 756 amino acids. Gene Ontology annotation, molecular function: phosphatase activity. Lineage: Eukaryota; Fungi; Ascomycota; Eurotiomycetes; Eurotiales; Aspergillaceae. Gene Ontology annotation, biological process: dephosphorylation.
AUGGAGAGAACACGGGUGGCUAAGGUUGACAAUGUGACCUUGGCUCGCCGUGGUGAGCAGGUCGAUGGCACGCUCCACCUCACCCCUCACCACUUGAUCUUUUCCCACGUUCCCCCAAUCUCCAGCGAGGAUCAAGCGAAAGGUGUUACAGUAAGACCGAAAGAACUCUGGAUUACCUACCCGAUUAUCGCAUUCUGCACUUUACGCCCGGCUCCUGGGGCCUCCCGCCAGCUCUCCUCCAUCCGCCUCCGCUGCCGAGACUUUACCUUUGUCUGUUUUUAUUUCAUCAACGAGCAGAAAGCUCGCGAGGUUUAUGAUGCUAUAAGGCAAUGGACCUGCAAAUCCGGUCGGCUAGAUAAGCUGUAUGCCUUUUCCUAUCAGCCGCCGCCGCCGGAGAAGGAAAUAAAUGGGUGGGAGUUGUAUGACCCGCGCAAAGAGUGGGAGCGCCAGGGCCUACUUAAAGAGAACUCAGGGUGGCGCGUCUCUGAGAUAAACACUGAUUAUGGAUUUUCUCCAACAUACCCUGCACUUAUUCCCGUGCCGUCUGCUAUCUCUGACAAUACCAUUAACUAUGCAGGGAGAUACCGCUCCCGAGCGAGAAUCCCAGCCCUUACAUACCUGCAUCCUGUGAACAACUGCAGCAUCACCAGAAGUUCACAACCACUGGUCGGAGUGCGCCAAAAUCGCAGCAUUCAAGACGAGAAGCUGCUGGCUGCCAUAUUCUCUACAUCACGAUCCGACCGACCGUUGGCUAGCUUUGUCCCAUCCCAGUUAGACAGAGAGGCAUCCGACUCGAGCCAAAGCUACGAGAGCCCAGAGGCCAGCCAAAUAGACCCGGAUCUGUCAAAUGCGGAAGAGAUAGAGGAUGACAUGCUGGCCGCUGCUCGUGGUGUUCCCGAGGAGCAACGGGCAAUUUAUGGUGCUCAGCAGCAGAAUCUGAUUGUCGAUGCCCGGCCUACAGUCAACGCUUUUGCUAUGCAAGCCGUUGGACUUGGCUCUGAGAACAUGGACAAUUACAAGUUCGCAACCAAGGCCUAUCUUGGCAUUGACAAUAUCCAUGUCAUGCGUGAUUCGCUGAACAAAGUUAUUGACGCCCUGAAAGAGACGGAUGUCACUCCGUUAGGGCCUAACCGCGACCUUCUGGCACGCAGUGGCUGGUUGAAGCAUAUUGCGGGUAUAUUGGACGGGGCUGGUCUAAUUGCCCGUCAGGUUGGCGUGCAGCACUCUCACGUGUUAAUUCACUGCUCCGACGGCUGGGACCGAACGAGUCAGCUCAGUGCCUUGAGUCAACUUUGCCUGGAUCCAUACUUCCGAACUAUGGAAGGGUUCAUGGUCCUCGUGGAGAAAGAUUGGCUUUCAUUUGGUCAUAUGUUCCGACAUAGAUCGGGCCAUUUGAACAGUGAGAAAUGGUUCCAGAUCGAGAAUGAGCGCAUCGGUGGAGAGGUCAACCGUGGCUUUGGCGAUGGUGGUGGUGCCGGAAAGGCCAUUGAAAAUGCAUUCCUUAGUGCUAAGGGAUUCUUUGGUCGCGACAACAACAGCCGUGACUCCUUGCCGGACUCGGAUGGAGAGCUCAAGAGCUACGACUCUGAUACCCCGGUUAAGAAGCCUUCCCCCACCCCUCGCUCUGCUGUCUCUGAGAGAGAGAUCACCAAAGUGAAGGAGACGAGUCCUGUUUUCCACCAGUUCCUCGACGCAACAUAUCAGCUACUGUACCAGCAUCCGACACGCUUCGAGUUCAACGAGCGCUUCUUGCGGCGGCUGCUCUAUCAUCUUUACUCUUGUCAGUUUGGAACUUUCCUCUUCAACAACGAAAAGGAACGUGUCGAGAUGAACGCGCGAGAACGAAGUCGAAGUGUAUGGGACUAUUUCCUUGCCCGACGGGAACAAUUCACCAACCCGCAAUACGAUCCCGAGAUUGAUGAUCAUCAGCGUGGCAAGGAACGGCUGAUCUUCCCACGUCCCAAAGAGACUCGUUGGUGGAACGAAGUCUUUGGUCGAACAGACGCGGAGAUGAACGGGCCUGUUCCAGCAGGAGCGCCAGUAGCUGCUGGAAGCGACAGUCCAGGAGGAAACCGGGAAUCCGUCUUGACUGGUAUCGAGACAGCUCAUAGCUAUCCAAGCUCCGAGGACUCUGGGCACAAUACCCAAAGUGCUGCGCCAUCCGAAAUGGCUGCUGUGCAGGCAGGAUUCUCCAGCCUGUCUUUCCUGAAAGGUCAGGGCCCUGAAUCAAAGACAGACAAGCCGAAAGAGAUGGAAGCGGAGAUGCAGUGA